Messenger RNA from Aedes aegypti (yellow fever mosquito), 2917 nucleotides. RefSeq lists its product as uncharacterized. The transcript has 4 exons. Bases 134 to 2779 code for a protein of 881 amino acids. The record is from RefSeq and is a predicted model, not a curated record. Lineage: Eukaryota; Metazoa; Arthropoda; Insecta; Diptera; Culicidae.
GCCAUUUUUUUUACUGUGCCAAGCCAGCAGCCGUCCAAAAAUUUGACUUUUCCUAAAACCAUAAUUUUUCAGGCAUUUUCUGAAGUUUUUGUUGUGGGAAAAUCUACCAGCAUCAGAAAGAAUCAGAAGCAUCAUGGAAAAGGCUAUCGAACAAAAACUAGCGGAUGCCCGAGCGCAAAGUGACAAAAAGGACGUGAAUCCUCCUGGUGACAAAACAUCGGACGAUUCGAAGAAAGCUCCGAAUUCGACGACCAAGAAGGAUGACGGAAAGGAAUCGGGACAAAAAGCAGCGAAUGCUAGCGUAAAUAAUGACGGUAAGAAAGCUUCGUCGUCCGGAACUGCGGUGAAGAAACCAGCAAUCCAGACGGCAGCCACAGGAACGCAAUCCGGUACUAAGAAUACCGGAUCUCAAUCCGGAGCAAAUGCGAAGAAACCCGAGGGGAAGGUGACAAAUCAGAAAGCGACCAACACCGGAAAGGCACCACCUCAAAAGGCAACGGGUUCCGCUUCGAGUCCGAAAAAAGUGGCCGCUAAGCCGUCAUCGACUCCGAAAGCAUCCGAUUCAGGAUCACAAUCCAACUCGAAUACAAGCAAAGAUGGCACUAAGCCACAAUCCGGAUCAAACGUUGCGAAAAAGGUGGGAGGUGAAUCUUCGAAAGAGGUAAAGAUGGAAAGUGAUAGCGACAAGAACCGUAAAGCGGAACAAAAAGAUAAGGCGAAGGACGAUAAAUCUAAAACAGACAAGUCUAAUGGCGAUAGAGAUACAAGUUCGAAAAAUGAUGAUAAAAAGAAAGAUCCAACAGAAAAGCGAGAUGAUCCUGGUGAACGAAGAUCGCGGAGAAGAAGUAGAAGCAAAUCCAGCCGGGAAAGAUCCAGGAGUCCAAUGCUGUUCCAAAGGAAUUACCACUAUGCUCGCAGUUUUGAUCCCGAUCAUCCCCGCCGUAAGUUUGAUGAGCGGAAUUCUUCCUACAGACGCUCCCCGGAUCGUAGACGAUCUCGAACUCGAUCCCCUUUACCACCCCGGAGGAGAUCCCGAUCUCCAUAUGCAAGGCGGAGUCCCUCUCCGAGGAGGUACGAUUCGCGUCGUCGCAGUCCUCGGAGAAGAUCCCGGAACUCCCAGGACAGGACGAGAUCUCGGAGUCGAUCGCGCCGUGAUCGCAGCAGAUCCUCGGAUCGCAACCGGGAUCCCAAGGUGUUGCGGGCCAAGAAAAGCUUCCUGGACGAUUUGGCGGUGAAGUUUGCCCAAGAGGGCCGCGAGUUCCCCGAGCUAGAACAGUACCGGUGUGAAAUCAACAGCCAGUUUGUUCAGUAUCCGCAGUUUAGGAAUCAGUUCUCCAUUAAUGCCGUGGAGCAUCCCUGUGAUCCCCCAUACAUGGACAUGGAUGGGUGUCCUCCGGGCGAUCCGAUGGGCACUCAAAUUGUGUUGGCAGAUCCUUACAACGCGUAUCCGCUGUACGCGGAAGCACAGCCCAUCGUGUCCUAUCCAAUGCUGGGCGAGCAGCUCGCGUUGCAAUCGCCGGCAUUGGAUAGUCCGCAGGCGUCCCAGGAAGCGCAGUUUCAACAGGAUAAAAUCAAUGGCGCUAAUUCAGGGGACAGAUCUAGAAGCACAGGGUCGCAACCUUCCGUACCGACAGAAAUCUGGACUAAACAGGAAGUGAAACUCCGUAUCAAACAGGCAAUUAAACUGUUGGAAGAUGCCGACAGUGGAAAGACUAAACCUGCCAAAUUCUUGUACCGUGCGCCAACCUUCCACGGCAAAGGGAUUAAUGAGGGUCGAUCGCCAGUUUUGAAAAGCGACAAAAAUCCGACUUAUGCAUUCAGUUGCCGCUUUUCCGAAACCAGCGAUCCAUUUGGAAACGUUCCUCGUACGCUGAAACCCAUCAUUGAUGUGCUGCGCAUGGACGAGGGACACAUAUCGUACCGGAUACUUCAACGCCACAAUCUGAAGCAACAGGCGGUGAUCACGGAGAGGGAUAACCUUGCUCGACGACAGCAAGGAGCAACGACAUCCAAUACUGGUACUGGCUCAUCCCUUCAGAAGACCACCCAAACGGAUCCGACUGUAUGCACCGAUUGCUUAUUGCGCAAAAUAAAGGUCCGAUAUAAUGGUGAAACUCAAACCGAUAUUGUUCGUACUGUCGAUUCAGUUGCACAAACCAAUCCGAUGCCUGUGCAAGCUGUUUCGGAAUUCGGCUCAAUAACCGAACUCACGCCAAAUCAAGUGCGUGCGGUUAGUGAAUUGAUAAAAUACAUAAAAUUAACUGUAACCAGUGGUACGGUAACCGAAAUGCGCGAUUCUCUUAGGGACGAUCAGGUUUACAAUCUAAAUAGUGAUCUCCGAACGGCAUAUAACUACUUUGACGCGAUGGUUGAACACAAGAACUCAACUGUCCCAUCAAACAAUGAACGCGAGGUAGGGAAUGUGCCGUUUGAUAAGACAGACGAUUACACUGACCCGGACACGUUUAUCGAGGAUGAAAAUUUCACCAACGAAUACGAAGAAAUUCACAAGAAUUUUUGCGACGACGAGUUCGCUGAAGGCGAGGAACUGGAAUCGUACAGCAAUCCGCUGCUCCAAAGCCAACAAACGAGUUCACACCGAAACAUGGACACCAGAGACAGCUAUGGGCGGAACACCGGCAGCUCGUUCGGCAGGAUGGGAGGAAAUCCCGGAGGACCUAGUACAAGCGCGUUCCGUCAGCAGCAACACCGGCCAGGCGACAGACGAGAAGCGACCAAGGGACCCCAAUUUGUUCCAUUUAAUAGAAGGAAUUAUUGAGUUAAGCGCAAUGUUAAGCUAAGAAUGUGAAUAUCCUGAUAAUCUGGGUAGUGCAAAGCUUUUUGUUCUACAGCAAUGUAAACCUAUUGUAUCUGGAAAUGAAUACAUGAAUAAACUUCUUUCGAUGUGCUACAACUA